AUGGUCGACAUCGUACACCUAGACUUCCAAAAGGCCUUUGAUCUGGUAUCCCAUGAUGUUUUCAUGGCAAAAUUGGAGGAUUAUGGGCUUAACUGCUGCUCAUUCUCUCCAUCUCUUUCCCCCCCAGUGAAGCCCAAGGUGAAAGUCUCCCCAACAAAAUCAGGGACCCAGGCCCACCCAGACACACUGAUUUGCUCUGUGAUGCGGUUUUACCCUGGCGGGAUUGAGGUGAAAUGGUUGAAGAAUGGGCAGGAGCAGACGGCCAGAGUGGUGUCCACGGAGCUGAUGCAGAACGGAGACUGGACCUUCCAGAUCCUGGCGAUGCUGGAAAUGACCCCCCGGAGCGGGGACGUCUACACCUGCCAAGUGGAGCACAGCAGUCUGCCGGGCCCCGUCACCGUGCUCUGGGAGGUGCAGUCAGACUCGGCCAGGAGCAAGAUGCUGACGGGGGUCGGGGGCUUCGUGUUGGGGCUGAUCUUCCUGGCGCUGGGACUCCUCGUCUACCUGAGGAACAAGAAAGGUGAGUGGGAUAUGUCCAGGAUGCUGGAACCAUGGCAUCAUUGGGACAAAAUGCUCAGCCUGCCGGUCUGUCUGCAGGCUCCGCUCCCUAUCAGACCCCAGUACAAACUGUCCUGGAGUCUGGCAGGGGCCUCCCAGUGUUUCUAGACCUAGUCAGC
This is a messenger RNA of Alligator sinensis (Chinese alligator), 677 nucleotides long. RefSeq names its product DLA class II histocompatibility antigen, DR-1 beta chain. NCBI's taxonomy places the organism in Eukaryota, Metazoa, Chordata, Crocodylia, Alligatoridae. Gene Ontology annotation, biological process: immunoglobulin production involved in immunoglobulin-mediated immune response; positive regulation of T cell activation; peptide antigen assembly with MHC class II protein complex. The record is from RefSeq and is a predicted model, not a curated record. Bases 1 to 666 code for a protein of 221 amino acids. The transcript is spliced from 3 exons. Gene Ontology annotation, cellular component: MHC class II protein complex. Gene Ontology annotation, molecular function: MHC class II protein complex binding.